AUGGAAGGAUCAUCCGCGGACGACAAGACUCCGCGCGGGCGCAACGUGGCUCACGCGCGCGGGGGCAACAUGGGCGGAACGUUCCCCAUGCGCAGCCCGGGGAAGGCGGGGGCAGGCGGAGGGCAACAGCAGCACCAACACCGGGAUAAGAAAGGGCAUCAUCACUAUCACCAUUCUAAACAUGUGCGAUUCACUGCGCUGCAUUUUAAGAACCAGUCGUUCGUCAGUUGCCGUCUGGAUGAGUCCGCGACCGCGGCUCCAGGAUCCUCUCAGACCAAUGGUGUAACGAAUCUAGGGACGCUGCAGAAGCUACUGCCGUGGAUAACCAUCGGGCUACUCUCCCUCAUUGCCCUCGUCUUGCUGGGCUCCGCGCUUUUUCCAGGCUACAUCUUUAUGUGUCCCGAGACCAUCAAGCGAUUACCAGAGCACUGUGUGAAGCUCGAGAGCGACCCAGUGCAGCACGACUGGGUGUUUGCCGUCCUCCCCUUCGACUGCUUCCAAGCACCCCAGUCCUCCCCUGUCAUCGCCCACCGCGUGGACGACGUCAAGUAUGACUUCUUUCUGUCUCUGCUGGACUUUGGCACGAGGAGAAGGCCGAAUAGGAACAUGGUUCGGCUGAUGGAGGACCGGCCGUUCCUGAAGCCGGAGCUCGCUGUGGCCAUGCAGUCAGUGUUGGAGAUGCUUAUUGAGGCCAAAGCCGUUCGCCCCGACUCACUGGUCAUCGACGCAGGGGCGGGCAUAGGGGGAGCGGCGUUUGCAGCAGCAGCCAUGGGCGUGCGUGUGUUGGCGCUCGACCCUGUGCUGGCCAAUGUGCUCAAGAUGUGUGAUGCGGUGCAUUUGAACCGGGCGGCAAAGAGAGUCAAGCUUCACCUGGCUGCCGUGUCAGACAGCGUGGGCAACAUCACGAUCCACAAUAUCCUAUCCAAUCUGGAACACAGUGCGGUGACAGCAGCAGUGCUCACGCUCGCAUCAAAAGACGCACCUGUGAUUCCCACCACAGUGGAGUCCCUCCCUAUAGACUCCCUCGUUUUACCCGACCAGCAUGUGGCUGUAUUGAAGGUGACUGUACAGGGAUGGGAGCUCCAUGCGCUUAGGGGUGCUGCUGGGUUGCUCAGCCGCCCGCCGAAGGAGGCGCCGUUUGUCCUGUAUGAAGAGGACAGGAUGUUGCUGCGGGCGGGGAACACGACGCCAGCUGCUGUGAGGGGGUUUCUGGCGGGGUAUGGCUAUAGUGAGUGUGACCAAGCACAUGGGCUUGUACACUGUAGGAAAAAGGGUUCUUUGUUAGAUGCAUAA
This is a messenger RNA of Closterium sp. Naga37s-1, 1293 nucleotides long. The record is from the annotation of a GenBank genome assembly. Lineage: Eukaryota; Viridiplantae; Streptophyta; Zygnematophyceae; Desmidiales; Closteriaceae.